CAAACCCCCCCACGCCAUGACCCGCUGGAUACCCACGAAAAAAGAGAAGUACGGAGUCGCAAUCUACAAUUAUGAUCCCCAUGGUGAGCAGGAGCUGUGUCUACAGGUGGGGGACACGGUGCACAUACUUGAGAAAUUGGAAGGCUGGUAUAGGGGCUACACGUUACGCAAGAAAUCACAUAAGGGCAUUUUCCCAUCUUCCUACAUCCACUUAAAGGAGGCUACGGUUGAGGGAAUAGGCCAGCAGGAAAUAAUUAUUCCAGCAGAUCUACCGCUGGUGCAGGAGCUCGGGGCUACUCUGAGGGAAUGGGCACAGAUAUGGCACAAGCUCUUUGUGGCGAACAAGACCACCCAGUUCAGGAGUGUUCAGCAGAUGGCCUACAGCCUCAUCGAAUAUCGAUCUCAGAUAGUGUCAGGAACACUGCCCAAGGAUGACCUUGUAGAGCUCAAAAAGAAAGUCACAGCGAAGAUUGAUUAUGGAAACCGGAUUCUGGGUUUGGACCUGGUGGUACGAGAUGAAUCAGGAAACACACUGGAUCCCGACCAGACCAGCACGGUCAGUCUGUUCCGGGCGCACGAGACCGCAUCACGCAGUGUCGACGACAGGAUACAAGAGGAGAAGACGCGGCUGCAAAACCUGGAAAUGAGGCGUCAGACCCUGUUCAGCACGGUGCACACCUACAGUCUACUCAUGAACCUGAAAAACUUUGUAUGCAACAUUGGAGAAGAUGCUGAGCUGCUAAUGUCUCUCUAUGACCCUGACCAGUCAGAAUUCAUCAGUGAGAACUUCCUGGUGCGGUGGGACAGUAUGGGAAUGCCUAAAGAAAUUGAAAAGCUCAACAACCUGCCAGCACUAUUCACGGACCUGAGCAGCAGCGACUUGAUGAGGCAGCGACUCUUCCUGGUUUGCCAGAUCAUCAGAGUUGGCAGCAUGGAGCUGAAGGAGGGCAAGAAACACACAGGCGGACUUAGGAGACCGUUUGGUGUGGCUGUGAUGGACAUAACAGACAUCGCCCAUGGCAAAACAGAUGAUGAGGACAAACAGCAUUUCAUCCCUUUUCAGCAGAUAGCUAUGGAAACCUACAUCCGUCAGAGGCAGCUCAUCAUGUCACCGCUCAUCCCGUCUCGAGUCAUAGGAGAGAAUGAACCGCUCACUGCUGUCUUCAACAAAGUCAUUGCCACACGGGAGGUCAAUCACAAAGGCCAGGGACUGUUUGUGACCCUGAAGCUGCUCCCAGGAGAUCUUGCACAGGUCAGAAAGGACUACUCCCAUUUUGUGGACCGCAGUACAGCCAUCGUCAGGAAAAUGGGCUUUCCAGAGAUCAUCCUCCCAGGAAAUGUGAGGAAUGAUAUUUACGUAACCUUGCUGCAGGGAGAGUUUGACCGUGGUAAAAAGAAGACCCCCAAAAAUGUGGAGGUCAUACUGAGUGUGCACGAUGAAGAAGGCAAUCCUAUGGAGAAAGCAAUAUUUCCUGGGGCUGGUUAUGAUGGCAUCACAGAGUACAAGUCUGUCAUUUACUACCAGGUGAAGCAGCCUUGUUGGAAUGAAACAGUGAAGGUGACAAUUCCCAUUGAAGAUGUGUGCCGCUGUCACCUGCGAGUGAUGUUUCGACACAGAUCCUCCCAGGAUUCUAGGGACAAAUCGGAGAAGCCCUUCGGCAUGGCCUUCGUCCGGCUCAUGAAGGUGGAUGGGACCACACUGAAAGAUGGCAGGCAUGAACUUAUCGUCUAUAAGGUUGACGUGAAGAAGGCGGAAGAUGCAAAGGUUUACCUGACCUUGCCAGCGACCUGGGCUGAAGUGGAGGAGAAGGAGAAGCAAACGGGGAAGUUCCACCACUCAGGAGUGAUUCCUGUGACUAAAGACAGCUUCCAGAUCGGCACGCUCACCUGCUCCACUAAACUCACUCAGAACGUGGAUUUGCUCGGCUUGUUGAACUGGAGGUCUAACCCUGAGGAUCUGGAGCAGAUCCUGCAGAGGCUGAUGGAGGUCGAAGGAGGGGAGAUAGUCAAAUUUCUCCAGGACACUCUUGACGCCCUUUUCAACAUCAUGAUGGAGACCUCAGAAAAGGACACCUAUGACACCCUGGUGUUUAAUGCCUUGGUAUUUAUAAUUACCCUUAUUGGCGACAUCAAAUUCCAGCACUUCAACCCAGUCCUGGAAACCUACAUCAACAAGCACUUCAGCGCCACUUUGGCUUACAUGAAACUAACCAGGGUGCUGAACUACUACGUGGGCCAUGCUGAGGAACCUUCCCUUGCCGAGAGGCUGUAUGCAGCACUCAAAGCUCUCAAGUACCUAUUCAGGUUUAUUGUACAGUCCCGGGUCCUCUAUCUAAGGUUCUAUGGAAACAGUGAAGAUGGGGAUGCUUUCUUUAACUCCAUUCGGACCCUUUUCCUCUCUUUCAACACUUUGAUGGACAGACCACUGGAUGAGGGAGUGAAGAUAAAGGGGGCAAUAUUGAAAUACCUACCCAGCAUCAUUAAUGACAUCCAGACUGUGUUUGAUCCCGUGGAGCUCAGCGUGCUCCUAACGAAGUUCAUUGAGAGCAUUCCUGACUCUCAGCUCGUGCGUCAGAAGCUCGGCUGCAUGUGUAAAAUGGUGGAGAGUGACCUUUUCAGACAGCCAGAUUGUCGAGAUGUGCUUCUGCCUCUUGUCACUGACCAGCUGAGUGGGCAGCUGGACGAUCACUCCAGUAAACCUGACCACGAGGCUUGCGUCCAACUACUCAGCACUGUGUUGGACAACCUUGAUCGCAAGGAUGUGGGUCCAACCAGAGGGCACGUUCAGCUCAUAAUGGAACGGCUGCUUCGAAGGGUUAAUCGCACUGUCAUCAGCAUGUACAGAUCAUCUCCUCUCAUUGGCCACUAUCUAGCCUGCAUGACGGCUAUCCUGAAGCAAAUGGAUGACAUGCAUUACGCCCACUACAUCAGCACCUUCAAGACGAGACAGGAUAUCAUUGAUUUCCUCAUGGAGACAUUCAUCAUGUUUAAGGACCUCAUGGGCAAUGUUUUCCCUGCCGACUGGAUGAUCAUGAACCUGGUACAGAUGCGGGUCUUUCUGAGAGCUAUCAACCAGUACUCUGACGUCCUCAACAUGUAUUUCUUAGACCAGGCGCAUUUUGAACUACAGCUGUGGAAUAACUACUUUCAUUUGACCGUGGCGUUCCUCACACACAAGACACUGCAACUGGAAUCCUUCUCUCAAGAGAAACGAAAUAAGAUACUGAACAAGUAUGGGGAUAUGAGGAAGACUAUUGGCUUUAAGAUCAGGGAUAUGUGGUACAAUCUUGGCCCCCACAAAAUGAAGUUCAUCCCAGCCAUGGUGGGGCCCAUUCUGGAGGUCACACUGGUGCCAGAGCCCGAGCUGAGGAAAGCUACUAUUCCUAUCUUCUUUGAUAUGAUGCAGUGUGAACACAACUUUAGCCCCGGCCGCACGUUUGAAACGUUUGAGAACGAACUGAUAACAAAAUUGGAUCAAGAGGUAGAAGGAGGCCGUGGGGAUGAGCAGUACAAAGUCCUGCUGGAGAAAACGUUACUGGAGCACUGCAGACGGCACAGAUACCUGUCUCAGUCUGGAGAGGAGCUGGCCCUGCUGCUGAGCAGCCUGCUGGAGAAUCUCUUGGCGUACCGCACCAUCACACAUGAUGAAAGUCCCGAACACCGCAUGAGCUGCACUGUCAAUGUGCUGAAUUUCUACAAAGAGAAGAAAAGGGAAGACAUUUACAUCCGGUACUUGUACAAGCUGCGAGAUUUGCACCUUGACUGUGAGAACUACACAGAGGCAUCCUACACUUUGCUGCUACAUGCUGAAUUACUAGAGUGGUCUGACAAACCCUGUGCACCUCAUCUGAUUCCUCGAGAUGGGCAGCAUGUGUGGACCCAACAGGAGCUGAAAGAGCGGCUCAUCCAGGAGAUCAUAUGCUACUUGGACAAGGGCAAGAUGUGGGAGAAGGCCAUUGAGCUUGGCAAGCAGCUAGCAAAGAUGCACGAGAGCCACAUGUUUGACUUCAUGGAGCUCAGCCAGCUGCUGAAAAAACAAGCAGAGUUCUAUGAAAACAUAAUGCAUGCGAUGCGGCCGCAGCCAGAAUACUUUGCUGUAGGAUAUUAUGGCCUUGGAUUCCCUUCUUUCCUCAGGAACAAGAUGUUCAUCUACCGAGGCAAAGAGUACGAGUGGCUCGAAGAUUUCAGCUUAAAGCUGCUCUCUCAGUUCCCAAAUGCGGCUCGGAUGACCAGCACAGCACCCCCUGGAGACAACAUCAGCAACUCCCCUGGACAGUACAUCCAAUGCUUCACUGUCAAGCCAGUCCUCACUGUACCAAAACAGUUUAAAGACAAGGGGGUUCCUGAACAGAUAUUAAACUACUACAGAACAAAUGAAGUGGACCAGUUCCAGUAUUCCAGGCCCUUCAGGAAAGGUGCAAAGGACCCAGACAAUGAAUUUGCAACCAUGUGGAUCGAGAGAACGACGUAUAUUACCGCCUAUCGCUUCCCAGGGAUUCUGAAAUGGUUUGAAGUCAAAUCUGUCUCAGUGGAGGAAAUAAGUCCUUUGGAGAACGCCAUAGAAACCAUGGAGAUGGCCAAUGAGAAGCUGAGUAACCUUGUGCAGCAGCAAGCUUGUGAUCGCUCACUGUCCAUCAACCCUCUGUCCAUGAUGCUCAGUGGCAUUGUUGACCCUGCUGUCAUGGGUGGUUUCUCCAACUAUGAAAAGGCCUUCUUCACAGACACCUAUAUCCAAGAGCACCCGGAGGACCAUGAGCGCAUCGAGGUCCUUAAACACCUCAUCGCCCUGCAGAUCCCUCUCUUAGCAGAUGGGAUUCGCAUUCACGGGGAGAAGACGACAGAGCAGCUGAAGCCCUUACACAACCGUCUGGUUACUUGCUUCCAAGACCUUCGGGAGAAAGUGGAGAAGCAUUAUGGCGUCAUAACCUUGCCCUGCUCUCUAACUGAGAGGAAGAAGAGUCGUGUGGGCUCCGUGGUGAUGCCCUACAUCAUGUCCUCCACCCUGCGUCGCAUGUCUACUGUCUCAACCCUCUCCAACGCCUCUUCAGGCCUCUCCAGCGGUUCCGCCUCCUCAGAUGGACCCUCCUGCAUUUCCUCCCAAGACAGUUCCUUGUUGUCCCGUCCCAGCGAUCGCAGGACCUCGGUCUUGUCCCGUUCCGAGGAGGACAACAGGAUUGCUAGAAAGAACAGGAAAGAGUGGAGCGUGAGCAAAUCCCAGGUCCUACUGGAGAGGCAGUCAGAUGCAGAUGAGACUCUUCCGGAGAAGCAGCAGAGGCCCAAGAGUUUGCAAAUAGGAGAUCGGCGGAUUCCCCUCUCCCUGUUCCAGGGUGUUUCAUCCCAGCUGCCACCUGCCUCUCCACACACACCUCACACACCACGCAGCUUCAGUUAUUCAUCGCUUCUCAGUGACAAUGAUGCCAAUACCAUUGACACACCAGGGACACCCCCACCCAUGCCUCCAAAGAAACACCCGCAUGAGAUUGACAACUUUGGGUUCUCUUCAGAGUUCACUCCCCCGCUACCGAUGAAAAUUGAGAGCAAGCCUCCUCCGCCACCUCCGAAAACACGGAAGUCGAUGUUCCCCUCUUACGAGCACGGCCCCCAGUAAGGCUACACCCACGCACAGGCUUUAAAGUUUCACUAAUUCUCUGAUUUGGCUUUGAUGAGAACGCAGCUUCAUAUGUGGUAUUGUGGAGUGCCACAGUCGGGCUCAGAUGCAGAACCGUCUACGUGGGGUGUAUGCAGGAUUUUCAGCAGUUCAAAAUGUCCGUCUGAUGCAAGUCACUAAUAAUUCCAAGCAGUCCCUCGGUGUAGAGUUGCUGCUGUUUUUGUUUUGAAGCCUCAAGAAAGGAUAUGUGUGGUGUUGUUGUCAUAAGAGGGUAUUAUGGUACAAAAAUGGAUAUAUGAUUUUAGGUACAUAAGGUCACCAGAAGCCUUUGAUUCAGUUGCUACUUGUAUUUUUUUAAAUGAAAUAGUGAUAAGAUGCUUUUAUUUCUAAAGAAAAGUCACUAAUAGUGUACAGUGAAAUUUCUUUAUCACUCGCAGGGAAAAGGAAUGACCAAUGCUGCAAUGUAAUAUUUAGUUUUUAUGUGUUGGAAUGACACUGGAUGACUGAUUUUUUCCCCCCUAAGCUGUUCACCAGCAUUCCAUAUUUGAACAGGAAAAAGCUGCAUUAGAUACUUGUCAAACUUCACAUUGAUCAAGAGCAGGGAAUAUAAUGUACAGAAUGUACUGUAACUGAUUUUUAUUUUUAUUUUAAUGUAGUUAUUUUGUGUCCGAUGGUGGUCUUCAGUAAUAUUAUGAUCAAACCCAAUUUCUCGAAACCACAAUGUUUCCAAAACACUGGAUGGCAUUAAUGAAUGUGCAGUUUAUGCAAUUUUUUUGAUGUUUUAUGAUGAAUACUGUAAAUGAUGCUUCCAAGCUGCAUCAUGUUGAUGUUAGUGUUUAGUAGAAGUUGUUGCUUAAAGGAAUAGUUCCACAUAUGCUUAUUUGCCUUCUUGCCAAAUGUUAAAUGACAACACACUUUCUUACGGGAGUGGGAUAAAAAAAUGUUGAACUAUUCCUUGAAAGAACUCUAAACGCUGUAUGGUACAAGAAUAAAUGCCUUUGAAGUUCAUUUAAGUUUUAUAUUUCAGGUGUUGGUAGACUUUCUUUUUAUCAGUUCAUGAUUUAAAAUUAAAUUAUUGCUAUUCAUCGAAUUUUUUUAAUAUUUCCACUUUUUUUGCACACCCAAGUGUGUACAGAGAUGGUUUAUUUUUAUGCAGCAUAAAUGGAGUCUAAUUUCAACAUUGUGCCUUAUUACUGUGCACUGUUUCAAUGUGUGUGCCUUCAGAGUGAUAAAUCUAUGCAUGCAAGCGCUCUAGCUCUUUUACAAAUGAUCAAAUUGAAUUAAAUUGUCAGUAUUUUUAGUUUUAUUUUUAGAUUGAAAUUGUUUUACAAGGGAUUAACUUUUUCUACCUUACACAUUUCCUAACAAGUAUCAAAGACAUUUUAUACUUUGCCUCGAAAGAUAUAUGAUUUUUAUUAUGAACAAGCUGUUGACUGAACAAAAAUAAAGACAUGUUGAAACACCAACUCCC
Scomber japonicus (chub mackerel) is the source of this 7079-nucleotide messenger RNA. RefSeq names its product dedicator of cytokinesis 5 (gene dock5). The record is from RefSeq and is a predicted model, not a curated record. Gene Ontology annotation, molecular function: guanyl-nucleotide exchange factor activity; small GTPase binding. The transcript is spliced from 51 exons. Gene Ontology annotation, biological process: cell migration; small GTPase-mediated signal transduction. The coding region runs from base 17 to 5608 and encodes 1863 amino acids. Lineage: Eukaryota; Metazoa; Chordata; Actinopteri; Scombriformes; Scombridae. Gene Ontology annotation, cellular component: plasma membrane; cytoplasm.